Messenger RNA from Candoia aspera, 2983 nucleotides. RefSeq names its product diacylglycerol lipase beta (gene DAGLB). Gene Ontology annotation, molecular function: triacylglycerol lipase activity. NCBI's taxonomy places the organism in Eukaryota, Metazoa, Chordata, Lepidosauria, Squamata, Candoiidae. Gene Ontology annotation, cellular component: cytoplasm; plasma membrane. The record is from RefSeq and is a predicted model, not a curated record. The coding region runs from base 263 to 2284 and encodes 673 amino acids. Gene Ontology annotation, biological process: diacylglycerol catabolic process; neurogenesis; arachidonate metabolic process. The transcript has 16 exons.
GCCUGAAUGUGCAGGGGUUCCCCGAGGCCUGAAAAAUAUUUCAAGGGUUCCUCCAGGGUCAAAAGGUUGAGAAAGGCUGGCCUAGAACAAUAGCGGAUAUUCUUCAUCGCUCGAAGCUUGGGUGGCGUCUGCUGGAGCGGUUCUAGUGGUUUCCUGUGCAGAACAGAGGGUUGGACUAAGAUGAUUCAGAUGUCUCUUCCAGCUCUGAUUCUCAGAGACUCUACAGCAGUUGAAGAAUUGCAGCUUUGGCUCGAUUUCCACUAUGCCCGGAAUGGUGAUGUUUGGGAGGCGCUGGGCUAUCGGCAGCGAUGACUUUGUCUUCCCUGGAGCCUUUGAACUGUUCAUCAGAUUGACUUGGUGGAUCGGAAUUUUGGUGUUGUAUUCCAUACACAAAGGACGAUUUAAUUGUACGGGAGGUAGUUUGCUGAACAGUUACCUGCUCAUCCUCCUUAUCCUCCUGGCAUUCAUCAUAGGUGCUGUGUCAUCUAUUCUGUACAUUAGCAUGCAAGGAACGAUUUCCAACCCUGGACCACGAAAAUCACUUUCCAAACUUCUGUACCUCCGCCUGGCCCUCUACGUACCAGAGCUGGUGUGGGCUGUUGUGGGCACCAUGUGGGUAGCAGACAGGAGCGUAAACUGUGAAAAGGCUAUGAUAAAUGCCAUUUCCGGGACGGUCAUCGCCAGCUGGGUGAUCAUUGUCUUUACUGUUGUGGCAAUUAUCAUUAUCUUUGAUCCACUCGGAAGGAAGACGGUCCAUCUUGCUGACCAUGCCAGUCGCAAUCUGGAGAGCAGCCAGUCUGGGCAGCUGCUUUACAACAUCAAGAAGAAGGCAACCCGAGUCUGGGAAAAAAGAAUCCGGUUGUUGUGUUGUUGCAUGGUGCAAGAUGACGAUCAUCGAGUGGCUUUUACGAGCAUUGCCAAACUUUUACGUUCCUACUUCUCGGACACCGACUUAGUGCCAAGCGACAUAGCUGCAGGCCUGACUCUGCUUCACCAGGAGCAAGAUAAGGUGGAAAAUUCAAGAGACCUUGAAGAAGUUCUGACUCAGUCUCCAUCGUCUCCUGCAGUGAAUGAUUUGGAGGUUGAAUUAGACAACGCUGCUCAUUAUAUGAAGUUUGCUGCGGCUGCUUACGGCUGGCCCUACUAUAUCAUGACAAAUCCUUUCACGUGUCUCUGUAAACUGAAAAGGUUUUGUUGUGGAAACAGCCCAGUGCAGACGGAGAUCUUUGGCAAUGAUUACCUUAGCGUGAACUUUGGUUCAAUCUUACAAAUAACAGGGCUGCAGGACAGAGAUUUCAUCCACAUCAGCUUUCACAAUAAAAUUUUUGAGAUACCUUUCUUUGUCGCCUUGGAUCACCAAAAAGAAGCUAUCGUUGUAGCUGUGAGAGGAACUUUAUCAUUUGAGGAUGUCCUAACAGACCUCUCGGCAGACUGUGAAAACUUAACUCUCGAAGAUGUCCUAGAAAAUGGUCUUGUGCAUAAGGGGAUAACCCAGGCUGCCAAUUAUAUUUAUAGAAGACUGAUAAACGAUGGGAUUUUGAACCAAGCACUUACCAUUGCUCCAGAAUAUAAACUCGUUGUCGUUGGCCACAGCUUAGGAGGGGGGAUUGCCUCCAUCUUGGCUAUCAUGCUCAGAAACUCUUUUCCCACCUUAGGAUGUUACGCUUUUUCUCCACCUGGGGGUUUAUUAAGCAAAUCGCUUGCAGACUACACAAAGCAGUUCACUGUGUCGGUCAUCGUGGGAAAGGACAUCGUUCCCAGGCUAAGUAUGCUGAACUUGGAAGACCUCAAAGGAAGGAUCAUUAGAGUGGUUGCCAACUGUAACAAACCCAAGUACCAGAUUCUUUUGCACGGGUGCUGGUAUGAAGUCUUUGGAGGACAACCUGAUAACUUCCCAACAGAACUGGACGGUAGCAGCCAAGGUUCUUUGACCCAGCCUCUCCUGGCUGAAGAGAACUUGAUGGCCCACCAGUCUCCUUUGUACACUACUUUAGAUGACAAUUCCCCUUUAAGCUCUGGCCCUCAGUACCCCCACUUGUUUCUCCCUGGAAGAAUCAUCCAUAUUGUUGAAGAAAACAGCUCAAGAAGAUGGUUCUCCUCUGAAGUCAAAUAUUCAGCAAGCUGGUCGAGAGAAACUGCCUUUGGUAAUAUUUUAAUAAGCCCCAAAAUGAUAACCGAUCAUUGGCCAUACACAGUCUUCAGAGCUCUGCUCAGCUUGGUCCAAACCAAUACAUCUUGCCUUUCCUGCGGAACACAAGGCGACACCUUUCUGAAUGUUGUAUAAUUGCAGAGAUUGGACAAGCGCAAUGUGACUGCUUCCAGGUGUUCACAAGAGCAGCCUUUAGCUGUUCAGCUCAGUGGGUCUGAAGCAGAAACCAGGGCAAGAUCUUCAGAAGUUUCUGGAUGACUACGUUGGGUUGCAGCAACGUCUUCUGGACUGCUCUGCUAAUGGGAGCCUUUCAAAGCUGAGAGGUUUCGUCUUGACAGAAAGAUGUGAUCUGAGAGUGAAGUUUAUUAUGUCACUGCUGGCCAGGGACUGCUGGACAGAACCACCCAAACGGUGAUGGGAGACAGAAAGUGGUGGUUGCUGUGAUCCUAAUGAUGCAGAACUUUAGAUCCAACUGAUAUGCUACAGAUUUUUCUGAAACAAAGUUAUGUGUCCUCGAAACAGUCUCCUAUGACAUAGUGACAUGUAUCUGCAGGUUUAUGAAGUACUUGUAAAUGUGUAAAUAAAUCAGGAAUGUUGGUGAAAAUUAAGUUCAAGACAUCACCUAUUUGGAUAUGCAGUGAGGACCCCCUGCCAAUUCUUACGCUUGUUAAUGAUCAGAAAUGUCUUGGUGUUCUGUAUUUCUUGAAUCAGCAUUCUAGAUGCUUUUUGCAGACUGAAUUCUGUUCUUGGAUAUAUGUGCAAUUAUGUCCACUUUUGUUUACAGUUUUCUAACCCUGCUAAAUGUGCAAUUAAUUAUAGAAAAUUUAAAAUCCA